AACUACUACUCUCCUAUUAUCAUAGCCUAUUUCCAUUUCUGAAGAAACUAAACUACUAUUAUUUCACCACUCUGAUUAUCUCUAUUCCUUAAUUAUACUUCUGCAGAUUAAACAGAAGAAAGGAAGGGAAACAACAUAUUCAAAGAAAUGGAUAUUGCUCAUCUUUUGUUUGGCAUAUUUGGGAAUGCUUCUGCUAUGUUUCUCUUCUUGGCACCAGUGAUUACAUUCAAGAGGAUUAUAGUGAACAGAUCCACCGAGAAAUUCUCAGGCAUUCCAUAUGUUAUGACACUGCUCAAUUGUCUUCUUUCUGCUUGGUAUGGCCUACCUUUUGUGUCUCCCAACAACAUACUAGUAUCAACAGUUAAUGGCACCGGAGCAGGGAUUGAGAUCAUAUAUGUUUUGGUAUUUAUCAUAUUUUCACCUAAGAAGGAAAGGAUCAAAAUUGUAGGUCUCUUCACCGUGGUACUCUCUAUGUUCUCUACUGUUGUGUUCGUGUCGCUCUUUGCCCUACAUGGCAUUUCUAGGAAGCUUUUCUGCGGUUUCGCCGCUGCCAUAUUUUCCGUCAUCAUGUAUGGUUCACCACUCUCAAUUAUGAGACUAGUGAUAAAAACCAAAAGUGUGGAGUUCAUGCCAUUCUUCUUAUCUUUGUUUGUGUUUCUUUGUGGCACUUCCUGGUUUAUCUUCGGUGUGUUAGGCCGUGACCUAUUUAUUGCUGUACCUAAUGGUCUUGGUUCUGUUUUGGGGGUAAUGCAACUAAUUUUGUAUUUCAUAUACCGUGACAAGAAAGGCAUUACAAAAAAGCAGGCCCAAAUAGAGGAGGGAUCAAUGGAGAUUGGCAAUGCAAAACCGUAUCAAAUGAAGCAAUUCAAUGGAAAUGAAAUUCAAGGAUGAUGACAUGUCAAGGACGCAAUUAGUGUAUUUUAUUAGCUACAUAAUUUGCUACUAAAGCAAGAACCUCUCUAAUAUACUGCUUUGCUCUUAUUUUAAUUUCAUAAUUAAUUGUAAUUGACUUCGUUUUUAGGCUCUGACACCUUCAGCUUAUAGUAUUGGUCGGAAACUAGCAUGUAUUGGUGAUUUUUUAGCAGCUUCUUACCGUUGGGGAGACACAUCUAAGUGAGUUUUUGUUAUGUGGCCUUUUCCUUGCAACCGACAAAAUAAAACUGCAAAAUUGUAUUAA
Messenger RNA from Cicer arietinum (chickpea), 1177 nucleotides. Its product is annotated as bidirectional sugar transporter SWEET1-like. The record is from RefSeq and is a predicted model, not a curated record. Gene Ontology annotation, biological process: carbohydrate transport. Gene Ontology annotation, cellular component: membrane. Gene Ontology annotation, molecular function: sugar transmembrane transporter activity. NCBI's taxonomy places the organism in Eukaryota, Viridiplantae, Streptophyta, Magnoliopsida, Fabales, Fabaceae.